Pisolithus orientalis is the source of this 1971-nucleotide messenger RNA. RefSeq lists its product as uncharacterized. Lineage: Eukaryota; Fungi; Basidiomycota; Agaricomycetes; Boletales; Pisolithaceae. The record is from RefSeq and is a predicted model, not a curated record. The coding region runs from base 1 to 1971 and encodes 656 amino acids. The transcript has 8 exons.
AUGGCAUCAUCGCAAUUUCAGGCUUCCACGAUCCAGCCAAUCUACCCAGUUAAAAUGUUUCCUGUCAGUUUCCGCUUGGUCAAAGAUUCCAGCGCAAUUCCACAUGCUGGUGGCAUGAGGGAGCGUCAGGGUACUAUUUACUUAGCUCCAAACGAUAUGUAUAUCUUUGGUAGAAGCGGUUGGGUUCGAUGGGAUCCCAAAGACACUCUUCAUCUUACUGUUGCAGGAGAUGAAUGCAUGAUUGCACCUUGCCCCAUCAAUGGGAUCCGGCUGCUGGCUAAUGAUACAUCCUAUCCCCACUACCUCACAUCCAUGGAAGUGGAAUUUCGCAGAAUCGGAUUCCAACACCCCCCAACGAAUGCUGACAUCCUGUGGCUCAUGGGGAUGCAAUUUUCCAAUCCCAAAUCCAAAUCCCAGGAUUUGGAGAAGCAGGGCGAAGGUGUCAUUGGCAGGGCUCAAAAGCCACCUGCAGAGGAUGCAGUCCCUAUGCAAGAAGCUGCUGAAGAUGCCAAACCCAUCGCUGAGUGGGUUCCUUUCCUCGAUCAAAUCACCUGCCCACCGGAUACGAAGGUGAUCGAUUGGGAAUCAUUGGAUAUAAGAACAUAUGCUCCAUGGUUCAGUAAAGUGGACUGUGAUGCGGUCGAGUACAUGUCCAAGGCCGUAUCUGCCACUGAAUACCAGUAUGGACAUGGGUGGACGAUGCUAGUGGAGCUGAAGUAUGAUGGGGACAAGGGCUCACUCGCACAGCUAAUCGACAACAUCAGCGAUUCACUGUCAAGGGGAUGUGCAGUGUUGGUCAGGGGAUGGAAGCUGAAUAAUCCACCCCUCGACUUCACUUGUGAAGACAUUCGCUUCUUCCACCUGACGAUAUCACAGGAAGUCGUCGUUCAAGAUGCAUUAAAGCAUGCAGAGCAGCAGGAGGCAAAGGGGGGGCCAGACAUGAGCAAAGUUUUUGAAGUGCUCAGCAGAGUAAAAUUCAUUGAGCUUGCAGACGAUGAAAAUACAUGCAUGAACCUCCUUGACUUCCCAAAUACCCAGCCUGAGGUUCCCAUAUUCCUCAGGCAACUAUCCGACAAUGUAAAUGCAAAGACCAUGACCAUGAACGACGUUUAUCUCCCCCAUUCUGGUAAGAACGCGGGAAAAUCAUAUUAUGGCGUGCAGGUGGUCUUGGGGGAUGUCAAACGACUUCGUGGAUGGGAUCUACUGACACAUGGGGGUUUUGUCACAUACCCUCACCAUGAUGCGGCGGGGCUAUGCACAUACAUCACCGUACAGUCCGGCAGCAAGAUAUGGGGUUAUUUUGACACCCCUGGAAGUCAGGAUGCACGCAGAGAGAAUCUAUUCAAGGCCUGGGAUGAUAUUUUUGCUGACAACGUCAAUCUUAAGUUCCACAAGUAUCCUCUCAGGACCAUUCAUCUUCAACGUGGAGAUACUCUGAUUCAGCCUCCCAGGGCUAACCACAUGGUGUACACUCCACAGAAUGGCCUCACGUCCGGGGGUCAUUUCCUUUCAUAUUCCACCAUGCAUCUCACGGAGAUCGCAAUCAAUUAUGACUGCUCAAAGGUUCCUGAAGGCAAACAGACCAUGCGUGGGCUGGCAGGCACUAACGCAGUGCAUCCAGCAAUACAUCGCAUCAUCGUAUGGAUGGUACUGGCCCUUCCGAUGAUGGCGAAGGACAGAACGAGGACAUUUUACCACAGGCCACUGCUGGCCAUGAUUUCACUGAUAGAGAGCAAGAAAGGAAAGUACAAGUCGGCCGAAGAUGCGGAUCAUAUGCCUGCCAUGGAUGAGAGGGAUAACAUGAGGAAAGAGAUAGCCAAUGAGUCGGAAGCAGCGAAGAAAAUAAUAUUGCAUCUCAAGAAGGCCCUUCAGGUAAUGGAUGCCGAAAAAGAACUGGAGACGGGUUCAUGGUGGGAUCGUGGACCGGUAUGCGAACUCUUUAACAUCUUCGAAAAAUACAAAUCUGCAUAG